AUGACUUCCUCCAUGUCCAAGAUCCUCAUCUUCGGAGGCACCAGCGGGAUCGGCGAGUCGCUGGCCCGCGCCUUCCACAAGAUGGGCAAAAAGGUCAUCAUCACCGGCCGUCGCGAAGCCCGUCUGACGUCUCUGGCCUCGGAACUCCCAGGCCUCGAGACCUACACCAUGGACAACGCCGUGCUGGACGCCCUUCCCAAACAUGUGGCCACGCUGACCUCGCGAUACCCCGACAUCGACACCGUCUGGGUCAACUCGGGGAUCCAGUACCAAGGCGACUUCAAGGCUCUGGACAACUUCUCCGACGAGAAGAUCAUCAACGAGAUCAACACGGACCUGACCGCCCCGAUCAUCCUGGCCCGCCACUUCAUCCCGUACUUGCUGUCCCAGAAGCACGAGACGAACUUCAUGAUCACGUCGUCUGGGAUCGCGUUUAUUCCCGUCGGCAAGUUCCCCGUGUACACGCCAGCCAAGGCCGGAGUGCACGCCUUUCUCGUGGGACUGAGACAGGCCCUGAGAGACACGAACGUCAAUGUGAUUGAGAUCGUGCCGCCCUAUGUGCGCACCGAGCUGGACGCCGCGAAUCCGUUGCAUAACGUCUACAAGCCGAUGGAGUUGGACGACUUCACGGCGGAGACGCUCGAAGUGUUGAAGAAGCCCGCAAAGGAGAUCAAGGAGGCUCCUGCCGGGAGCGCGGCCAUUUCGGUGGACGCCUGGCGGAAGGCGUUCAAUCCUAUCUUGGAGGCAAGGCAUCUGUUUGGUUGA
Molecule: messenger RNA, 765 nt
Organism: Capronia coronata CBS 617.96
Lineage: Eukaryota; Fungi; Ascomycota; Eurotiomycetes; Chaetothyriales; Herpotrichiellaceae
Exons: 1
Coding region: 1-765 (254 amino acids)
Cellular component (GO): membrane
Source: RefSeq, a predicted model, not a curated record